AUGAGCAUUCGGAUGGUAUUUUGUGAUUCCUCCUCUCCAGUAUUCUGGAGAAGAACUGCAGAAAUCCAGGUUCUCACAAAGAGAAAAUUGAGGUUUCAAGAGCUGAAGGAAGUUGAGAAACUUAUUCAUCAAAUGGACGAGCUGAAUGAUGAGCUGCUAAAGAAGAUCACAAACAAUAAAAUUCAGCCUCCCCAGAGGAAUUUCAAAGUGGAAAAGCCUCAGCAAGUUUUUGUGCCCCUCACCUUCGAAUCCAGCACUGAAGAAGUCAAAGCUUGGCUGGAGGCAAAGUCAUUCAGCAAAGAGACAGUGGAGCACCUUGGCAUCCUUACUGGAGCUCAGCUCUUCUCCCUCAACAGAGAGGAGCUGAAGAAAGUGUGUGGUGAUGAGGGAAACAGAGUAUACAGUAAAAUCACAGUGGAGAAGAACCAACUGGAGAAAAGCAGAGGGGAGUCAGAGCUCCAAGAAAUCAUGAAGCGUCGCCAGGAAAGGAUUGAUUCUGCUAAUUAAAAUCUAUCUGCUUUAUUUCAGCUAUUAGUCAUAGUAGUGCAGAACCAGGGAAUGAAAGCAAUGAUCCCCAGUCCAGGCAAGAGCCAGCAGGGCUCCACACUUGCUGUAAUUGCCAUCAAAGUGACAAUUCCUUGAACACUGUUGAUGAGGGUUGACAAUAAGACCAUGUCCCAUUGGGAAAGGUGUUUUAAUAUUGCAUGAAGUUGGGUUUUUUUUAUAUAUAUAUAUAACUAUAUAUUUUAUACUGAAAUUUUAUGUGCAUGCGAUCAG
Molecule: messenger RNA, 777 nt
Organism: Antrostomus carolinensis (chuck-will's-widow)
Lineage: Eukaryota; Metazoa; Chordata; Aves; Caprimulgiformes; Caprimulgidae
Product: epidermal growth factor receptor kinase substrate 8-like protein 2
Exons: 4
Coding region: 1-507 (168 amino acids)
Biological process (GO): regulation of Rho protein signal transduction; Rho protein signal transduction; positive regulation of ruffle assembly
Cellular component (GO): vesicle; ruffle membrane; plasma membrane
Molecular function (GO): actin binding
Source: RefSeq, a predicted model, not a curated record